Archocentrus centrarchus (flier cichlid) is the source of this 2880-nucleotide messenger RNA. It is a transcript of the gene naa15b, whose product is annotated as N-alpha-acetyltransferase 15, NatA auxiliary subunit b. Gene Ontology annotation, molecular function: protein binding. Gene Ontology annotation, biological process: N-terminal peptidyl-methionine acetylation. NCBI's taxonomy places the organism in Eukaryota, Metazoa, Chordata, Actinopteri, Cichliformes, Cichlidae. Gene Ontology annotation, cellular component: cytoplasm; NatA complex. The transcript is spliced from 20 exons. The record is from RefSeq and is a predicted model, not a curated record. Bases 1 to 2595 code for a protein of 864 amino acids.
AUGCCGACAGUUACUUUGCCGCCGAAGGAGAACGCUCUCUUCAAGAGGAUCUUGCGAUGUUACGAACACAAACAGUACAGAAAUGGGCUCAAGUUCUGCAAACAGAUCCUGUCCAAUCCCAAGUUUGCCGAGCACGGAGAGACUCUGGCAAUGAAGGGCUUGACUCUGAACUGUUUAGGGAAGAAGGAGGAGGCGUACGACCUGGUGAGAAGAGGCCUGCGCAACGACCUCAAGAGCCACGUCUGCUGGCACGUAUACGGUUUAUUGCAGCGCUCGGAUAAGAAGUACGAUGAGGCCAUCAAGUGUUACCGCAAUGCUCUCAAGUGGGACAAGGACAACCUGCAGAUCCUCCGAGACCUGUCCCUGCUGCAGAUCCAGAUGAGAGACCUGGAGGGCUACAGGGAGACGCGGUACCAGCUGUUGCAGCUGCGUCCAGCCCAGCGGGCCUCCUGGAUCGGCUAUGCCAUCGCCUAUCACCUCCUGGAAGACUACGAGAUGGCAGCAAAGAUCAUUGAGGAGUUCAGGAAAACACAACAGACGUCUCCAGACAAAGUGGACUACGAGUACAGCGAGCUGCUGCUCUACCAGAACCAGGUGCUGAGAGAAGCAGGUUUGCACAAGGAGGCCCUCGAGCAUCUGUCCAACUACGAAAAGCAGAUCUGUGACAAACUGGCGGUGGAGGAGACGCGAGGAGAGUUACUGUUGAAGUUGGAGCGUCUGGAUGAAGCAACAGAAGUCUACCAUCGCAUGCUGGAGAGGAACCCGGAGAACUGGUCCUAUUACCACGGCCUGGAGAAGGCCCUAAAACCAAGCACUGUAGAGGAGAGGUACAAAAUCUACGAAGAAGCCUGGGAGAAAUUUCCCAAAGGGCUGGUGCCUCGCCGGCUGCCCCUCAACUUCCUCUCUGGUGAGAAGUUCAGAGAGUGUCUGGACAGGUAUCUGAGGAUGAACUUUAGUAAAGGCUGCCCGCCGGUCUUCACCACACUCAAAUCGCUGUACAACGACAAAGAAAAGGUGUCAAUCAUAGAGGAACUGGUGGUCAGCUAUGAAACCUCAUUAAAAAGCUGCCGAAUGUUCAGCCAGAAUGAUGACGGGAAGGAGGAGCCUCCAACCACAUUGCUCUGGGUGCAGUACUUCCUGGCGCAGCACUAUGACAUGAUCGGCCAGCAGACACUGGCUCUCGAAUAUAUCAACGCCGCCAUUGAUAGCACGCCUACGCUCAUCGAGCUCUUCCUUAUCAAAGCCAAGAUUUACAAGCAUGCUGGCAACAUCAGAGAGGCUGCCCAGUGGAUGGAUGAGGCCCAGGCCCUGGACACCGCUGACAGAUUCAUCAACUCCAAGUGUGCCAAGUACAUGCUGAAGGCGGGAAUGAUCAAAGAGGCCGAGGAAAUGUGCUCCAAGUUCACACGGGAGGGCGCGUCAGCAGUGGAGAACCUGAACGAGAUGCAGUGCAUGUGGUUCCAGACUGAGUGCGCUCUCGCCUACAAAGCCAUGAACAAGUUUGGCGAAGCCCUCAAGAAGUGCCACGAGAUCGAAAGGCAUUUUGUGGAGAUCACAGACGAUCAGUUUGAUUUUCACACUUACUGCAUGAGGAAAAUGACGCUACGCUCCUACGUGGACCUACUGAAACUGGAGGACGUGCUCCGGAUGCACCCGUUCUACUAUAAGGCUGCAACCACGGCCAUCCAGAUCUACCUGAGCCUCCACGACAAUCCCCUGACUGAUGACAGCAAAGAGCUACAGGCGGACACUGCUAACCUGUCCGACAAAGAGCUGAAGAAGCUGAGGAACAAGCAGCGACGAGCCCAGAAGAAGGCCCAGCUGGAGGAAGAGAAGAAGAAUGCCGAGAAGGAGAAGCAGCUCAAGAACCAGAAGAAGAAGAAGGAGGAUGAUGACGAGGAGAUCGGGGGGCCCAAAGAGGAGCUCAUUCCUGACAAGCUGGUGAAGGUAGAAAAUCCACUGGAAGAAGCCAUCAAGUUCCUGACGCCUCUCAAACAUCUGGUCAAAGACAAGAUCGACACCCACCUGCUGGCCUUUGAGAUCUACUUCAGGAAAGAAAAAUACCUGUUGAUGCUCCAGUCAGUGAAGAGAGCUUUGGCAAUCGACCCCCACCACCCAUGGCUGCACCAGUGUCUAGUACGCUUCUUUAAAGGAGUUUCAGAGAGCAAGGAGCUUCCGGAGGUGGUCAGGACGGUGCUGAAGCAGGAGAUCACCCGGCUGUUCGGAGACAGCAAUGCUAAGAGCUUCAACCAGGCCUACCUCACCAAGCACUCCAACUCCAUACCGCAUCGACUGGCCGCUGCUAAAAUGAUGGUGUAUCUGGACACGUCGAUGCAAACAAAAGCAGCAGAACUGGCCACUGCACUGGAUGAGUCGCUGGACAACAGAACCAUACAGAUCUGCACAGAGGUCCUGGAGUGUCUUCGCAGCGGCGCCCUGGGCGACUGUAAGGAGCACGGCGAGUCAUACCGCGCCGAGUGCCACAAGCUUUAUCCCUACACGCUAGCUUUCAUGCCCCCCGGAUACGAGGAGAACACCAAGAUCGCCAACGGAGAUGUUUCCACGGAAACAGAGGAGCUGGCCAACGAGAUGUGAGCACAGCAGAGCAGCAGCAGAUGAGAAAAGGAACUGGGCCGAGCACUGAGCCUUGUGGUACGCCUGUGGCAGCCAUUUUGUAGAGCCGGACACGGGAAGCGAAAAAUGGGUGUUUCGUCCUUGGGCUCAGCUCAAUCGGGUCUGACCUGGCUCGGCUUGGCUCUCUCCCACAUGGGUGAAAAUCAGGACUCUGUGUGUGUAUGUGUGUGUGUGUGUGUUGAGGGAGUGUGUUUGUGUGCGUGCAUGUGUGCGGUUGUGUAUUUGUUGGAAACAGGAGUAGGUGGA